AUGGCACCCGUAUCGCAUGAUACUCUGGAGAAGCUGAUGAAGGCGGUGAAACGACUUCUAAAAUUGAAAGGAAAAAGCAGUGAGAAGGUGGUAGAAGAGAUCGCCUCGCACAAGAAGAUCUUGAUAGAAAUGGACAACAUAUUUGUGGAGCAAUCCAAUGAAUUACUUUUUGUGGUGGAGCUGGUUCGUGGAACAAACUGGAUAGGACAAACUGCAGUAGCCGCGAAUAUAGCUACUAAAAAGGCUAUGUUAAACAUGGGUUCAUAG
This is a messenger RNA of Prunus armeniaca (apricot), 267 nucleotides long. The record is from the annotation of a GenBank genome assembly. NCBI's taxonomy places the organism in Eukaryota, Viridiplantae, Streptophyta, Magnoliopsida, Rosales, Rosaceae.